AUGGCACCUUCUUAUCGUUCUGAGUUACUUUCACCAAUAGAGACAGAUUCCGCACCUUCAAAACAAACAUUAUAUGAAGAAUAUUUAAUACUGAAGGCUAAACAUCGAUAUAUUCAAAAAGAAAAUGAAUUAUUAGCUGAUGAAUACCAAUUAAUCAAAAAGAAAUUAAAAAGAUUAAAAAUAGAAAAGGCAAGUAUAUUAAUCGAAGACAAAAAAAAAAGGUUCAAAAUACUAAACAUGUUUGUUUUUAAUAGCUUUAAUCUCGUACUUGAAGGAGAUUUGGCGUUAAAAGAAGAAUUCUGGAAUCUACAUGAGUUCAAGCAAUCGGAAGGAUAUGACGGAUUUUAUUUUAACCCCUAUCAACAAGAAGCAAGCUCGGGGAAAGGAAUUGCCAUCGAGUUUGACAAUAUUAAAACGGAAUGCAUAAAAUUAAAUGGAGUUCAUGAUAGUUGGCAAGAGGCUACUCGAAUCUCACGAUCAUUGAUGAAAAAACCAGAAGACGAAAUUUUAAACCUCGAAAUUAAAAAUUCAUGGAUGUCUACCAAUAAUGUGGAUUUAUUAACCUGGUGGAAAAGUAAUUUUGGAGAAGAUAAGCAAGAAACGCAACGACUAUUUAGAGCCUUUAAUGAAACAAAAUGA
This is a messenger RNA of Entrophospora candida, 639 nucleotides long. NCBI's taxonomy places the organism in Eukaryota, Fungi, Glomeromycota, Glomeromycetes, Entrophosporales, Entrophosporaceae. The record is from the annotation of a GenBank genome assembly.